AAUUGUCUAAAAAAAAAGAAAAACAAUUUUACAAGGAGUGAAGUGCCAUCGAAAUGUAAUUUUCUGUGAUUAAGUCUCGUGGAAAUAGAAGAUUAAAAGCACAAGAUUUUUGUAACGAUAUGCACAACGUUAAUUGUUAUAAAAAAAGAAGAAAAAAUUAAUAUUUUUUUCAAUGACGCACUCAUUUUUGCACAAGAAAAAAAAAAAUUUAUUAUUAUAAAUCUAUAUGAAGUUGAGAUAUUUUAAAUCAAUGUUGAAAGUAGAGCAAGUUUAUGAGAAAAUUGAAGAGAAAAAAAACGCUAUACCUUAAAAUAAAGAAGGGAAAGAAAAAAAAAAAAAAAAAAAAAAUAGAAGGAUAAAGAUUGUUUUUUUUUUCAAGAGGAGACUUAUAUUUAUAGAGAGAUAGAAAGAGAGUUAUGAUUAAUCAUAAUGUAUUCAACAUGUGAUCAGAACUUUUACAAAAUGGAAAGGUUUAAAUAAAAGUGCCGUUUAAGGGGUCAUGCCCCCUGGGGCACAGGGGGAAGCAGAGGGCUUGGGCCCCUCUUGUUCCGAAUUACAUAAUAAUCAGGAAAAUGUUACUGUUGAACUUAGCGCUACACGAACAUUAUAUCAACGAUGUUACCAGCAUCUCAAGAGCUCGGGAGUUGGAGAGGCGAGUGUAUAUCAUGCAUUGGUGGUGAUAUUCCUCGAAUUUUUCGCAUGGGGUUUACUUACAAUGCCAAUAAUAUCAGUGUUAAACGAGACAUUCCCAGAUCAUACAUUCUUAAUGAACGGUCUUAUAAUGGGCAUAAAAGGAAUUUUAUCAUUUUUGUCAGCACCAUUAAUUGGCGCAUUAUCGGAUGUUUGGGGUCGUAAAUUCUUUUUACUAAUUACAGUGGCCUUUACGUGUGCACCACUACCAUUAAUGAGCAUUAAUACUUGGUGGUUCUUUGCCAUGAUUUCAAUAAGCGGCGUAUUCGCAUGUACAUUUUCAGUAGUAUUUGCAUAUGUUGCCGAUGUCACCGAAGAGAGUCAACGAUCAUUGGCAUACGGUUUGGUGUCGGCAACAUUUGCAGCAAGUAUGGUAAUAAGUCCCGCAUUAGGAGAUUAUACGAGACAAAAUUAUGGUGAUAAUGUAGCUGUUGCACUUGCCACUGCUAUUGCUAUUCUCGAUGUAUUUUUUAUUCUGGUCGCUGUGCCAGAAAGUUUACCAGAAAAGGCGCGUCCUACUGGUCCUAUUUCAUGGGAACAAGCAGAUCCUUUCGCUGCUCUUGGAAAGGUGGGAAAAGAUCACACAAUUUUAAUGCUGUGCGUCACAGUAUUUCUGAGCUAUCUACCAGAAGCUGGUCAAUAUAGUUGCAUAUUUGUUUAUCUAAAAUUAGCAAUGGGAUUUUCUACAUCAAUGGUGUCAGUAUUUAUUGCCGUGGUAGGAAUUUUAAGUGUCUGUGCUCAAAUGUUAUUGGGUCCUUUAAUGAGAACAUUGGGCAGUAAACAUGCAAUUAUGCUGGGACUAUUAUUUGAAAUGUUACAAUUAAUGUGGUACGGUUUUGGCUCACAAACUUGGAUGAUGUGGGCUGCAGGCGUACUCGCUUCAAUUUCGAGUAUAACGUAUCCGGCAAUUUCUGCAUUUGUUUCAAUGCAUUCCGAUGCUGACAAGCAGGGCUUGGUGCAAGGUAUGGUAACUGGAAUGCGGGGACUUUGUAACGGUUUGGGGCCUGCCAUGUUUGGCAUUAUUUUUUAUCUAUUUCACGUCGAUCUCAAUUACGACACACCAUCUUUACCUCUUAAACCGCCAAUUCUCGAUGAAAACAAUAGAACGGGAACUGCCACUCAACAUCAAGAUAUCGUACCUCAGUUGGUGCCAGGUCCUCCAUUUGUUUUUGGUGCAUUAUUAGUGAUUUGUGCUCUUCUCGUAGCUACAUUUAUACCUGAAUCGAAUUCAAUGUUAACGGGGCAAAUUCAUCACUCUUCUACCUCCCGGAGGCCUUCCGGUAAAUACGCAUAUGAAAAAUGCCUUUCGCUAGAUAUUCAGUACGAGACGGAUAGGUUAAGUAGUGGCAGAGGGAAACUCGGGCCUCUUUCACCUCUAGUCGAUAAUUCGAAUACAGCUGCGCUUUAACCAAUCGUGAAUAGCAGACUUUUUGCAAGACACAAGGAAAACUUGCAUCCUGCAGUGUGAGAAGAAGAAAAGAAAAAAAAAAGUGAAGCGCUAUCUUCCUGCGGCAAAGUAGACCUAUGCAACCUCGUCAGAAGAAUUAGUAUAUGAUCACUUUGUGCAAGAUAUCGUAAGCAUUGUUUCAACUGUAAUAUAAUCCGCUUAAAGUAUUGGUUUUAGAAAACAAAAAACAAAACUCUUUUUGAGAUAGGUUGUGAAUAUAGGAAAAGAAAAAAAAUAGCAGUGUAGCCAGCAUCUCUUUGGGAAAAUAUGUGAUCCAAUAAUGCUGUCAGAUUCAAGCAGAAAAUUUAAUCACAAGAGAAAUAUUUUCGAGCUAGUCUCAGUUUUAAAAUGUAAUUUCCUCUAUAUAUUAUAUAUAUAUAUAUAUUAUUACAAAAGGAUCAAUUCAAUUAAAUGAUAAAAAAAAAAUACAAAUUAACUAGGAGUGAAAAUAUAAAUUGUAGAAUUCAAACUAAAAUUACCUUAAAGUAAAAGAAAGAAACAACACAAUGGAAAAAAAUGUGUCAUUUUUCGAAGUAAAUUUUCGCCAAUCUGACAACAAAGUGAUAGACAAUUUAAACUUUACGUUUAGAAGCGAAAUCUUGUCAAUCGUCACAAAAAUAAAACCAAUAAAUCUCACGUGUUUAAGAGAAAAGAAAACUGCUGAGUCUCGCCUACUGAAAAAAAACUAUUAGCUAUUGCCGAAAGCACAAAACGGCAAAAGCAAAUGAAAAAAAAAUUACAAUAAGUAUUUUUAACCGGCACACACUAAAUCACACGACAUUGUUUUUUUUUUAAUUCGAAGUAUUCGGGUCAUAUCUUUCUUCACAAUUUCUUAUACAUUUUACAUAUUUAAAACAAAAAGAAAUAAAAAAAAAUGUUUUAUUUAAUCAAUGAAGGACUGUUACGUUUUAUGUUACCGUUAUUUACAUAAUACGUUACUGUUUUUCACGUGUACAUAUAUAAAAUAUAUAUAUAUAUAUAUAUAUUAAGAAUGAAAUUAAAACAAAACGUUGGAUUUUCGUUUUGCACUAUAUAACCGAAUGCUAGUUGGCAAAUAACGGUUUUAUGGUGUAUUAAAAAAAAAUUUUUUGGCGACUUGUGCCACGCGUAAUAAUAAUUGUAAAUGAUAAUUAAUAAUUUUAGAAUUUAGGGCUCAUCUUCUCGACAAAUGAAAUUCGAAUUCAAUUAUUAUAAAACACAGGUCGAGUAGAUAAGCCUAAUUGAAAGUUUAAAUAAAAAAGAAAAAAAAUAAUAAUAAUAAUGGAAAAUCACUAAAGGAGAUUUCAAAUUGUCUCCAAAACAAAGCCAAAGAAUGAAUAAUAAUAAUUGAAGGUUUAUCGUGGGAUUAUAACAGAAAUCUGAUUAGCAACUUUUUGUUUUUUCUUCUUUCAACGGUCUGAACGCUUAUUUGCAUAUUAGAUAAUUAUGUUCGAGCAAUGAAAAAAAAAACUGGAUUUCGCAUCUUGUGACUGAUCCAGCUGUUAGUUAAUUUCAAAUUAAAAAUAUUUCAUUAUUCUGUUUAAUUUUUAAAUAUUUUUUUAACAAACUUUUUGAUUGAUUUUAUCCUCGAAAACUAUUUUUUGAAUUACAAUUUUUAUUUAAUAUUUUCUUUUUACUAAUAAAAUAUUUAAAUUAAUACAAUUUUAAGCAUUUUGUGACCAUGAAAUUUAUAUCAUUUGACUGAUAGGAAAAAAAAAAAGAAACAGUAUUAUAUAAUUUUUUUAAAUUCAAAACGAAUCAUCGAUUCUACAAAACUGCCUCUUAUAAAUCAAAUCUGAAGAUAAUGUCUUCGUGAAAAGACUUAAUUCAGGUUAUAAUAAUAAUAAUAAUAAGUGUAUUUUAAUCGUUAUACUAUAUAUAAUAUAAUGAGCUACGAAUUAAAUUUGAUUUUAAUUGAAAGUAUGGAUCAGUCACUUUGAAAAAUAGAUCUCGACAAAUAAAUAAAACGUUAUAAACCUGGAUUAAACUUCAAUAACUACUAAUGAUUCCAACUAACUCCAAGAAUUCUUUUGCCCUUUUUUAAUUCAAAUUCUUAAAUCACAGCUUUGUGCGUUCUUUUAUAUAUAUAAUAAAUAGAGUAAUAAUAAUAAUAAUAAUAAUGUAUUAUACAAUACAGAAAAUCGAAGUUUUUAAUUCUAAUCUUCGAAAUAUUAAAAGAAAAAAAAAAAAAUAGAAAUAGAAAAAUUUUAAAAAUAGAAAUAUAAAAAAGAGGCAAUUUAUUGCUGUAAAAUAUUCUUCAAACAUUCAACAACAACAAAAAAAUUAAAUAGAAUAUGACAGAAAUAAAAAUCAUAUCUUUGGCGUAAAAUAAAUUUUUUUUUUUUUUAUCAAAUUUUAUUUCUUGUUUUGCGAGAAAAACAAAAAUAUAUUGUUUAUAUAUUUUAUUUGUAAUUGAAAUCGUCUGUGACUGUGAAUAAUGCAGAAAGUGAUAGAAAAAAAAAAAGAAAAUGAGAAACUAAAAUAUACAUUAGUUUUGUCUUACUGUAUACAAUUUUGUCGAAUGAAUGUUGUAGAUCAUAAUUAACAUGUUAUCAUCUCUUAAAUGAGCAGAUUUCUAUUCUGUACUAUUUUUUCAUAGUUCCUCAACAAUGCGCAAUUCAAAAAAAAAAAAAUAUAUAUAUAUAUUGCAUAUUUUCAAAUAUAAUAACCGGCUCUAGUCGAAUAAUUUUUCAAUUAUCUUUUAAUUUUUAAGAUAUUAUAUAGAGGUAUUUAUGUCCUAAGGUAUACGUGAUGUCUUUUCAUUUUCUGUCAAUUAUAAAGAUGCACUGAAUCGAGAAACAAAAUUUUUUUCAUUUUUAUUCCUUAUAAUGUCUAAUGUAUUAUUUACGCUUUAUAAAUCUUUAACGAAUUUUCAAGAAAAUAUUUAUGUAUAUAAUAAUUUUUGUGUUUUACAUAAUGCACUUUUUUUUAAUUAUAGAAAAAUGUUCAAUUAUUAUAUUAGUUAAAAAUUUUGAUUUAAUGUGAGAAAAAUUUUGUUUCAAUUAGAAAAGUUAAUUUUUUUCUUUAGCAUAAUAUUGUAUUUUAUUUAAUGAAAGAAAACGAAUUGGACUAGAGUCAAAAAGAAUAAAUAAUAUAGGAAAAGAUUCUAUUGCAAUUAUAAAAAAUGAAAGGCAGUAAAUUUUUUUUCCUUUCAUAAAACGAAAUAUACGAAAUAACAUUGACUUAAAAAACACUUUGAUCUCUUUCUCUUUGAAUUUUACGAUUAAAAAUAAAAUUAAACUUUAUUUUUUUGCUAAUCUUUUAGUGAUUAAAAAAACCAUAUUUUUUUAUUUGAUUUUCAUAAUUGUGCCAAAUUUCUAUUAAAUUGAAAUAACAUUUGAUUAUCAAUUCAUAAUUUUUUUCCAUUCAAUCAACUUGACAGUAUUAGAGAAAUUAAUUAUAUAAUUUUUGUUUUCAGAAUAAAAUAUGUAAUUAUUUGAAAAUAACGAGAAAGAGAGAUAUAGUGUUAUUACACUUCAAGUGGCAUUAGUUUUCUUGGAGAUGCAAUAAUAUAUAUAAAUAUAUAUAUACAUUAUAAAAUAUAAAAAAUAAAAAAAAAAAACUUGCCAGCGAUGUAAAUUUCUUUUGUCAAUAUCAUAGGUCCGGCACUUAUUUCUCCGAAUAAAAAUUUUGAAUGUAUAAUAACUAAAAAAAUUUUACUCGGAGAUUAUGAAGUCGAACAAAAGAUUAUUUUGAAAAACUAUCGAGUAAUUUAUAUUUGUAUGCAGUGAAUUAUGUGUAAACGCCAUAUGAAAAAAAAAAAUAUAUAUAUAUACGAAGGAUACAUCGUUCGGUAAAAAAUCUAGACGAGGAUUUAACUCUUGUGAGUUAAUGAUUAUAAUGACGAAUGAAUUAUUAAAAUUGAUUAUUUUUAACA
Leptopilina boulardi is the source of this 5993-nucleotide messenger RNA. Its product is annotated as hippocampus abundant transcript 1 protein. The transcript has 7 exons. The record is from RefSeq and is a predicted model, not a curated record. NCBI's taxonomy places the organism in Eukaryota, Metazoa, Arthropoda, Insecta, Hymenoptera, Figitidae. Gene Ontology annotation, cellular component: membrane. Gene Ontology annotation, molecular function: transmembrane transporter activity. Bases 500 to 2098 code for a protein of 532 amino acids. Gene Ontology annotation, biological process: transmembrane transport.